AUGGGUGUGGCGAUCUUGAUUUUGAUCAUCUUUUCUCUCAUCGGCUCCUUUUCUUCACCUUCUUAUGCGUAUGAUCCACUUGAUCCUUAUGGUAAUGUAACAAUCACAUGGGAUUUUAUUCUUCAAAAUGGCAAUACCUAUGACAUAACAGUAUCAAUUAGAAACAACCAAUUAUACCGCCACGUGGAGAGGCCAGGUUGGAGAGUUGGUUGGGAAUGGAAAGGUGAGGAGAUAAUAUGGAACAUGUGGGGAGCUGAAGCAAGAGAGCAAGGGAAUUGUGCCAAGUUCAGUGGUGGACAACUUCCUCAUUGUUGUGGUAAGAAGCCAGAAAUUGUGGAUCUCAUGCCUGGAUCGCCUUACAAUCUCCAAGUUUCCAAUUGUUGUAGAGGAGGAUACUUGGGUUCAUUCAUUCAAGAUCCCACAAACCAUUUAUCUUCUUUCAGAAUGAUUGUUGGAGCUACUAAUAAUGGCAUAAAUAUGCCUGAAAACUUCACUCUUGGUCUCCCUGGCUACACUUGUGGAAACCCUUUUCAAGUCUCUCCUACUAGGUUUUCCCAAGAUGGUGGUCGACGAUACACACAAGCUCUUGAGACGUGGAACUUGAACUGUAUGUACUCUCAGUUUCGAGCAUCAACAACUCCAAACUGUUGUGUUUCAUUAUCUGCAUUUUACAAUGAUACUAUUGUUGCUUGCCCAAAAUGUAGCUGCAACUGCCAAGGAUUGCCUGGAGCAAAAUGUCUCGCGCCUAAUAGUGAAAUCUUGCAACUUCCACACUCACGUGACAAAGAGGAAAAAUGGUCAGAUUUAGUGAGGUGCUCAGAGCACCUGUGUCCCAUUAGGGUUCACUGGCAUGUGAAACAAAGUUACAGAGAAUAUUGGCGAGUGAAGAUCACCAUCACUAAUAUGAAUUUUUUUAAGAACUAUUCUCACUGGAACUUGGUGGUUCUUCACCCCAACUUACAGAGUCUUACUCAGGUUUUCAGCUUCAACUACCGUUCCCUCAAUCAUUAUGGAAACAUAAAUGAUAGUGGAAUAUUUUGGGGGAUUGGAUACUACAACGACAUUUUGCUGAAAUCAGGGAAGAGUGGGAAUGUACAAAGUGAGAUGUUACUGCACAAAGAUUCUGGAAUUUUCACCUUUACAGAAGGAUGGGCUUUUCCAAGAAAGAUUUCUUUUAAUGGAGAUCAAUGUGUGAUGCCUCCUCCUGAUCAGUACCCAACACUCCCAAACAUGGCUCACACUUCCUUCAUAAGGCCUUCAUCAACUUCAUUCAUCUUCAUAUCAUUCUUUGCCCUAUUAGUUUUGUUAAUACUAAUAAAAUUUAUAUGAUUCCGUAAUAAUUUUACUCUUAUUAUAUCAUUUUGGCUGCAGAAAAACAAAUUUGUUUAAUUUGAGAUCAUAAUUUGGUAUUAUAAGCAAUUAUUAUGUAUAUGUGUGUUUUGUAAGUCUAUGAUCAAUUUAAUAAGAUGGAAAGCUAUCUAGGUCAAGAUUA
Humulus lupulus (European hop) is the source of this 1492-nucleotide messenger RNA. RefSeq names its product COBRA-like protein 6. Gene Ontology annotation, biological process: cellulose microfibril organization; plant-type cell wall cellulose biosynthetic process. Gene Ontology annotation, cellular component: plasma membrane. The coding region runs from base 1 to 1329 and encodes 442 amino acids. NCBI's taxonomy places the organism in Eukaryota, Viridiplantae, Streptophyta, Magnoliopsida, Rosales, Cannabaceae. The record is from RefSeq and is a predicted model, not a curated record. The transcript has 6 exons.